AUGAGAAGAUCGAGUUCUAACGAAACGAUAAGACCAUCAACACCAACAGGCCCCGACAAUCUCACCCUCAGGGUUCAAAUCACCUACGUCGCAGACUUCCGCGACAAAUCUCCGAAAGGCCGAUGGGAAUUGAGGUUUUCGAAAGAAACUGAUCUGAAAGAUUCCGCACGCCGGGCGAUGGAAAACAUACUUUUCUCCGUGUUUGUCAAAGAUGUUUUGCAGGAUGAAGAGAACCGGAUGUUUUCCCUCACAGGUCAAGCUAGAGAGUUCCUUCAGCAAAUGUACUUCAAUAAGUCCAGUAGAGACAUAUCACUGACUGUUGCUGACAAAUUCACUUACCUCACUACAUUGUCCAAGUCACCUCAAUGGAUUUCUCUUUCCGACGCCCUCAAGAUGAGCCUACGGAGUGAGAUAUUUUUGCGGAAGUUGAACUCUGAAUUCCUCUCGAAUCAGGAGGUGCAGCAAACGAUGAGUUGGACAACGGACACCAAGAUUAGUUUUCUAGCGCCGGAAGUGGGAUUUGACGCUAUUGAUGAUAUGAGUGAGGCUCUCUCACAACUUCGACUAAUGGACGAUCAGGAUGGUGCUAUGUCGUUGGUGUAG
Molecule: messenger RNA, 603 nt
Organism: Tremella mesenterica DSM 1558
Lineage: Eukaryota; Fungi; Basidiomycota; Tremellomycetes; Tremellales; Tremellaceae
Exons: 1
Coding region: 1-603 (200 amino acids)
Source: RefSeq, a predicted model, not a curated record